Messenger RNA from Metarhizium robertsii ARSEF 23, 1563 nucleotides. Its product is annotated as fibrinogen-binding protein. The record is from RefSeq and is a predicted model, not a curated record. NCBI's taxonomy places the organism in Eukaryota, Fungi, Ascomycota, Sordariomycetes, Hypocreales, Clavicipitaceae. The coding region runs from base 1 to 1563 and encodes 520 amino acids. The transcript has a single exon.
AUGGAGUCCAUCGAAUUGGAUCACCAGCAACUCGAUGAAAUUACCAUGGCCGACUCUCCUUACGAAGUCAUGGCCGACUCUCCUUACGAAGUCAUGGCCGACUCUCCUUACGAAGUCAUGGCCGACUCUCCUUACGAAGUCAUGGCCGACUCUCCUUACGAAGUCAUGGCCGACUCUCCUUACGAAGUCAUGGCCGACUCUCCUUACGAAGUCAUGGCCGACUCUCCUUACGAAGUCAUGGCCGACUCUCCUUACGAAGUCAUGGCCGACUCUCCUUACGAAGUCAUGGCCGACUCUCCUUACGAAGUCAUGGCCGACUCUCCUUACGAAGUCAUGGCCGACUCUCCUUACGAAGUCAUGGCCGACUCUCCUUACGAAGUCAUGGCCGACUCUCCUUACGAAGUCAUGGCCGACUCUCCUUACGAAGUCAUGGCCGACUCUCCUUACGAAGUCAUGGCCGACUCUCCUUACGAAGUCAUGGCCGACUCUCCUUACGAAGUCAUGGCCGACUCUCCUUACGAAGUCAUGGCCGACUCUCCUUACGAAGUCAUGGCCGACUCUCCUUACGAAGUCAUGGCCGACUCUCCUUACGAAGUCAUGGCCGACUCUCCUUACGAAGUCAUGGCCGACUCUCCUUACGAAGUCAUGGCCGACUCUCCUUACGAAGUCAUGGCCGACUCUCCUUACGAAGUCAUGGCCGACUCUCCUUACGAAGUCAUGGCCGACUCUCCUUACGAAGUCAUGGCCGACUCUCCUUACGAAGUCAUGGCCGACUCUCCUUACGAAGUCAUGGCCGACUCUCCUUACGCAGUCAUGGCCGACUCUCAUUACGCAGUCAUGGCCGAAGCACCCUUGGCUGGCCCUCUUUAUUCUUUCGGCGGCAUCACCUCAUCAACAAUACUUGCCUCUAUUGAGACUCCAGAGGACUGGGAAGAUUCAAGCUACCAGGUCUCAACCAGAGAGACCCCCAUCAAAGAAGAGACUCCCAUCAAGGAAGAAAUUACCACCAAUGAAGAGAUUUUCCUCUACGACGCUCCUCUCAGAGAAGGGACUCCCAUCAAACAAGAGUUCGAGGACACUCUCCUGGAAGAUAUCCCACUACAAGAUAUCUCACUCCAAGAUGUCAGAGAAGGGACUCCCAUCAAACAAGAGUUCGGAGACAUUCCCGUCCAAGAUAUCCCACUCCAGGAGGCCUCAGACGAAGAGCCCUCAGACGAAGGAGCGUCAGGAGACGACGACAGCGACGACGAAGACGAAAUGUUCAACAAAGACAACCGGUGCCUACUGUGCCUCAAGUCGUGCACCUACAACAACAGGGCAGACCACCGAAGAAUCCACUGCCUCCAAGGCCCUCAGGGCGUGGCAGUCCCCUCCAACAAACGAUGCAAAUGCUGCGCCAUCCGCGGCGAACAAUGCAUCGUGGCAAAGGAGCCGUGCCGCAAGGGGCUCAACACUGUCCAGUGCUUGAGAUGCAUCAGCAACCACCGAGUUUGCUCCUUCAAGAAGGCUUUCAAGCGCCUCCGGAUCCGCAGUCUCCGCUGCCACCCAGCAAGCUUGGCAUGA